Molecule: messenger RNA, 948 nt
Organism: Armigeres subalbatus
Lineage: Eukaryota; Metazoa; Arthropoda; Insecta; Diptera; Culicidae
Exons: 3
Coding region: 1-948 (315 amino acids)
Source: RefSeq, a predicted model, not a curated record
AUGCACUACGUCCGGGACUGCACCUAUACGAAGCACGUCUGUCGGGACUGCAAGCAAACCGGCCACAAAGAAGGACGGAAGUUCCUAACGGUGGAUAUCAACGGGUCUCAAGUCACUCUGCAGUUGGACAUCGCGUCCGACAUCACCAUCGUUUCGAAGAAGCAGUGGAAGAAGAACCUGGGCUCGCCAACGCUGACUCCCACAACACGGACUGCCCGGAUUGCGUCGGGUGACGCUUUUCAUCUACUUGGUGAACUCCGAUACCCAAUCAAACUCGGAGGUGUCACCAAAACCGCAACUUUCUACGUGACCAACAACUGCAUCAACCUGAUUGGUCUGGACUGGAUCGAGCUGUUCAAGCUGUGGGACACCCCGCUACCUGCAACCACGUCCACGUUGCCGAUGGUCAAUCAAGUCCAAGUUCAAGAACGGCCUCGGACACUGCUAGAAGAUGAAGGUCCGACUCUAUCUCAAUGGGCUCCGAUCGUCGUAGUGAAGAAGCCCGGAGGAAAAGUACGAAUCUGUGCCGAUUACUCAACUGGACUGAACGCUGCCCUGGAGCACAACAAUUACCCGCUACCGGUCCCUGAUGAAAUCUUUACCAAGCUCAAUGGGUGCCGGUAUUUCAGCGUCGUCGACCUAAGUGACGCCUAUCUUCAAGUGGAAGUUGACGACGACUCGAAGCAGCUGCUCACAAUCAACACGCAUCGAGGUCUCUUCCGCUUCAACCGGCUCGCACCAGGAGUAAAAUCCGCUCCCGGGGCCUUCCAGCAGUUGAUGAACAGCAUGGUUGCCAAUCUCGAAAGAGUGGACACGUUUCUGGACGACAUCUUCGUGGCCAGCAAAACCGAAGAGGAGCACCACAAGAUGCUCAACGCACUGUUUCAACGCCUUAAAGUCUACGGUUUCGUUCUGAGGGAAGAAAAGUGCAACAUUCUGCAGCCGUAG